This is a messenger RNA of Fragaria vesca subsp. vesca, 736 nucleotides long. RefSeq lists its product as uncharacterized. Bases 100 to 660 code for a protein of 186 amino acids. The transcript has 3 exons. Lineage: Eukaryota; Viridiplantae; Streptophyta; Magnoliopsida; Rosales; Rosaceae. The record is from RefSeq and is a predicted model, not a curated record. Gene Ontology annotation, cellular component: ribosome. Gene Ontology annotation, molecular function: structural constituent of ribosome; 5S rRNA binding. Gene Ontology annotation, biological process: translation.
CUCCCCGGUGUUAUUUCUCCCGCCGAAAAUCUCCAAAACGACGCCGUUCCUCUCCUCGCUGAUUCUCUGCUUCUCAUUUCCAGCUUGGUAAAGGAAGAUAUGCUGAAACAGGUGUUUGGGAAGGUGUGGAACAAAGGGGCUUACGCUUGCGGCGACAGAAUCAGGCCUUGCUUGUAUGUGCCCACUAGCGGUUUCCACAAUUCGCAGGUUCAUCGUGCGCCGAGAAGUUUUUUUGGGGUAGAGGAUUUCGUUGAUGAUAACAAUAGUCGGCCGUACACUUAUCAGAAGGAAAAGAAGUCCAAAAAUCCACAGAAGCACGUAUCAUUUAAGCAGCGCACCAUAGCCUACUUAGAGCCAUUUACACUUGAUGUGUUCAUCUCAAAACGGUUUGUGUCAGCCUCUAUCACCCACAGGGUAACAUGCAAGCAGGUUGCAGUUGCUGGAACCAACUCCAAAGACAUAAAAGCUGCACUCAAGUCCCGUUGCGAUAUACCUGCCUGUAUAGCCAUUGGCCAAAUUUUAGCAGAUAGGGCAAGAGAAGCGGAUGUCUAUACCGCGUCAUAUACUCCAAGGGACAGAGACAAGUUUGAAGGGAAGAUUAGGGCAGUUGUCCAAUCCCUCAUUGAUAGUGGGAUUGAUGUUAAAAUUUAUUUGGACUAAGUUGGUUUUCUUCUUUGCUUUGGAUUAGGUUUCUUUGGACCCUUUUGUGUGGUUUUGUAUGCAACUCUUAUGUGAG